This is a messenger RNA of Brassica oleracea var. oleracea, 1740 nucleotides long. RefSeq names its product probable inactive receptor-like protein kinase At3g56050. The coding region runs from base 291 to 1715 and encodes 474 amino acids. Gene Ontology annotation, molecular function: ATP binding; protein kinase activity. Gene Ontology annotation, biological process: protein phosphorylation. NCBI's taxonomy places the organism in Eukaryota, Viridiplantae, Streptophyta, Magnoliopsida, Brassicales, Brassicaceae. The record is from RefSeq and is a predicted model, not a curated record. The transcript is spliced from 5 exons.
AACCCUCAACUUGAUUAGCCACCACAACGAGAUUUAACAAGAAGAGACUGUUAGAUCCAGUAAAAGGAAACCUACAUACAUUCACGAAAUAGACCAAUUAGAGGUAAAGGACAUAACCAUACAAGUCAACAAGUUUCAUGAUUGGAGUAAUAAGCAAUUUAUUUAAAUUAAAAAAAAGGUUGAAAGAGUAGCAACCGUUGAUUAGUCUUCCUUUGUCCCUGAGAGACGACUUCAAUCUUCAACUGCUCCUCUUGUUCCUUCUUCUUUCAGGAAGAAAGGGCACAGAAGCUAUGGAAUCUCCUAUGAGAUUCAAUCUCCGAACAGCAUUCUCCAUCAUCUUCCUCACCUUUCUUCCUCUGAAUCUCAAAACUCAAGAAGUCUUUGAUCCUUCUCAAGAUCACUCACUGAUCCAAUCCGAAGCUUCUUGGAACCGUCGCAGCCUGGCAGAGACACCACCUCUUCCGGGCAAAGAUCCUGCUGUGGGUGCCUCCCCUCCAUCUCCUGAUCAAGCAUUUGAAGGCUCCACAAAACCACCUCCAGCACCAGAAACUCAAACACCACCAGGAGGAGAUGGAACCCCAAGCCCUCCUCCUAGUAGUGUCAGGACAGCACAAACCCCAAACCCACCUUCUGAUCCUCCACAACUUCUGUCUCCACCUCCAAGGACUAAAAAGACUAUUAAUAUUUCUAUGAUCGUGGGCAUAGUCGUUGGCGUGUUCACAGUCUCGGUGGCAUUAAUCAUCUUCUUUCUUAUCCACACCCGAAAAAUUCCAAUCAAGCCUUGGACCAGCAGUGGCCAGCUUCAAAAUCCUCUUAUCACAGAUGUUCCGAGGCAGCAGCUAUCAGAGCUACAAGCAGCAUGUGAAGACUUCAGUAACAUCAUUGGCUCUUUCUCAGACGGUACCAUCUAUAAAGGGACUUUAUCCACUGGUGCUGAAAUCGCUGUUGUCUCCAUUGCGGCUGGUUCUCGUGCAAACUGGUCUACCGAUAUGGAAAUACAGCUGCUACAAAAGAUUCGUAAGUUAGCAAAAGUAGAUCACAAGAACUUUCUGAAUGUGAUUGGGUAUUGCCAUGAGAACGAGCCCUUCCACAGAAUGCUUGUUUUCGAAUACGCUCCUAAUGGAUCACUCUCCGAGCAUCUGCACUCUCAACACACGGAGCACUUGGACUGGCCUACAAGACUCAGAAUCUUCAUGGGAAUAGCUUACUGUCUAGAGCACAUGCACAAUCUCAACCCACCCAUCUUGCACACCAACUUGGACUCCUCUUGUAUCUACUUAACCGAAGACAACGCCGCCAAAGUCUCAGACUUCUCCGUCCUCAACUUCAUCUCCCCCUCCAAAGAAUCCUCCUCGAGCAAGAACCUUUUAGAACACUCAACGCUUGAUCCACAAACCAACGUCUUAAACUUUGGCGCCGUUUUGUUUGAAAUCAUCAGCGGGAGGCUCCCAGACCCUGAUCCUUUGUUUCUUGAACCCAAGCCGGCGAGAGAACUUGUAGACCCGACCCUGAAAACGUUUCAGGAGGAUGUUGCUGAGAGGUUGUUGGGAGUGGUUAGGCAGUGUAUGAAUCCAUACUCAGCUCAAAGGCCAACAAUGAGAAAGGUUGCGGUGAAGUUGAGAGAGAUCACCGGAAUAGAAGCUGAUGCAGCACUGCCUAGGCUAUCUCCACGGUGGUGGACUGAGAUGGAGAUCAUAACCACAGAUGGAAACUAAAGACAAAGGAGCCUGCCCUUUAGGU